GUUGUUCAUCGCGUCGAACAAUCGAAUGGUCGUGCCAGGAAAGACUUAAUAUUUGCUUCCUGGAAAAUUCGCUGAAUUUUCCAAUGUUUGAAAUGCAAAAAUUUCACUCUAUCCAUGCCACUGAUUUUAUAAAAGAAACGUGGAAUGCGGCGUUUCGAAUUCGAAUUAUUUCGAAUUUUUAAUCUGUGAAAAUUAUAUUGGCAAAAGAAUGACGUUUCUUUAUUAUGAUAAACAAGAUUUUUAUAAAGGAAUGUUGGAUAUUCAGGAAAAAUUGAGAAAGAGUGAAGAGGAAAGAAUACGAUUAGAAGAGCGAUUCAAAUUAUUGAUACAAGAGUCACAGAAUAGGCAUGACGCUUGUAUAAACAGAUUACGUCUAAGGUACAUUGAAUUUCUUGAGGAGCAACGCGAUCGAGAUGACAGAAAUAAUAAAUUACGAGGAGCAUUAGAUAAAGUGGAUAAUCAUUUGGCGUUAAUGAAUGCAAAAAGCAAUCGUUUAAACGCACUUCGCAAACAUUAUGAGGCUUAUCUUUUACAAAAUCAUGGUUCAUCGGGAAGUUUUACUGGAGACAGUGGAAUAAUCAGUAAUGAUAGCAGAUUUUUUCGAAAAGAAUUAAUAUCUCACAAUCGAAGACAUUCUAUUCAAAGUGGUAUUUCAAGUACACCAACAAUAAAUUUUUCAAGUCGAAUUUUAACACCAACUCUACCAAAAUACAGUGUACCAAGAUUCCACGAUCCACCAAAGAGUCAACAAUCAACAAAUUUACAUUCAUCAUAUCAUCAGCCAUUAUUAUAUAAUGAUUCAAAAAUAAUUUCCCAAAGUUCAAAUAUUUUUUCUAAACAAUCGCAAACUAUUCCUGAAAUUUGUAUAAGUCCUUCUUUAUCACCAACAACAACAAAUUUUGUUUCAAAAAAUAUUCAAACUGAUAAGCCCAUUAAUUUAUUCCUCGAUCAUUCUGUCAUCUCAAUGGAACCAAGCCAAAUAUCGGGCAUUGGUCGAAUUUCUUCAUGUCAAACGUUACCCCAAUUAUUUACAAAUCAAUAUUCUAGUCCCAAUAGUCCACGAGGGGUCGAUAAUAAUAAUAUCAAUCAAUAUCUUUUAAAUCUGCCGUUGCCAAAAAUAAAUAAUUUUUUAGAAAACAAAAAAUUCGAAAACGAACAUUCAAAUUUUUCCUGUAAAUCAUUUGGAAAUUCUGAUUAUUCAUGGAAAUCGAAUUCAAAAUUUGAAAUAAAAAGUCCACGAUUUGAGAAAAAUUCACGAUUUUUUGAUAAAACAUCACCACCAACACAUCGUUUUUUCAAGAGAUUUGAUUUUAAUACAACAUUCAAAAGAAAUGAUUAUUCACUUCCAUCGUCAAGAGAUAUUUUAAAUUCCACAAAAGCAAAAUCUCCAUCUUUUUCUUCAUCAUGGAAACCCUUUAAACUUACCAACAAUUAUAAAAGUGAUUAUGACGUUUAUGAAAGAUCAAAAAGAAUGAACAGUGAAAUUGAUCGUUAUAUUGGCAAAAUUAGAAAUCUUUAUAAAGAUCUUGAUAUACAGAGUUAUGAUGAUCUUGAUCAAAAUACAAGUGGUGAUCUUCUCAAUGUGACACUAUCGGACGAUGAUCUCGAUGAGAAAUUCAAAGAAAAUCAUCACAAAGAAUUAAUUACUAAAAAAAAAGAUGAAAAUCCCAUGAAAUUGAAAAUUUCAAAGCCAGAAUCAAUUUCUGAAACAAAAUUUCUUCCUCCGAAAAAUGAGAAUUUGACAAUUUUAAAUGAAAAUGAAACCAAAAUAAUAGAAAAUAAAAAUAUCACAAAUAAUAUUGAAGAAUCUGAAGAAAAGAAUGAAAAAUCAAAUGAAAAAAUUGCAUCUAAUGAAAAAGAAAUCAAUGUUGAAAAUGUGGAAAAUUCAAAAAAAAAUCAUGAUUCAAAUAAAAUUGAUAACAAAGGGGAAAAAAGUGAAAACAAUCAAACGAAAGAAAAUCAAAAUUAUGAAUAUAAUUCUAAUCAAAAUUAUAAUUACGAUCCAAAUGCAGUUUACGAGCAGUAUCCAACAUAUUCUGCUGAAAUAUACGAGCAAUAUGAUCAAACUGAAGGUGCGAAUCAACAAUUCGAACAAGAUUCAAAUCAACAAUAUGAACCAGUUCAAUAUUCACAGGAUCCAAAUCAGCAAUACGAUGCCGCUCAAUACACACAGGAUCCUAAUCAACAAUAUGAUCAAGAUCCCAAUCAACAAUUUGUUCAAGAUUCGAAUCAACAAUUUGUACAAGAUCCUAAUCAACAAUUUGUUCAAGAUCCCAAUCAACAAUAUUCACAGGAUCCUAAUCAACAAUAUGAUCAAGAUCCUAAUCAACAAUUUGUUCAAGAUCCGAAUCAACAAUUUGUUCAAGAUCCCAAUCAACAAUUUGUUCAAGAUCCGAAUCAACAAUUUGUUCAAGAUCCCAAUCAACAAUAUUCACAGGAUCCUAAUCAACAAUAUGAUCAAGAUCCUAGUCAACAAUAUGAUCAAGAUCCUAGUCAAAAAUAUGAAAAAGAUCCCAAUCAACAAUAUGAUCAAGAACAUAAUGAAGAAUAUAAGCAGGAUUCUAAUCAUCAAUAUAAUCCGGCUCAAUAUUCACAAGAUUCCAAACAAUACAAUGAUUCUGAUCAAUAUAAUCAGGAUGCAAGUGAGUAUAAAAAUCCCGAUCAAUACAAAGAUUCUAAACAACAUAGCCAGGAGCUUGGUGAGUAUAGUCAGGAUCCUAAUAAAUACAGUCAGGAUUCUAAACAAUCCAAUGAAACAUCAAAUCAAUUAAUUGAUCAAGAUCCAAAUCAACAAUACGCACAGGAAUCAGCACAAGAUUAUUCACAAAAUUCAAAUCAAUAUGAUCCCAAUCAACAAUAUCAGGAUCCUAAUAUUCAAUACGAUCCUAAUCAACAAUAUCAGGAUCCAAACAAUCAAUAUGAUCCAAAUCAACAAUAUCAAGAUUCUAAUGUUGCAUACGAUCCCAAUCAGCAAUAUCAAGAUCCCAAUAUUCAAUAUGAUCCCAAUCAGCAAUAUCAAGAUCCUAAUGUUCAAUAUGAUCCUAAUCAAUAUCAGGAUCCAAAUCAGGCCUAUCAUUCUAAUCAACAAUAUGAUCCAAAUCAAUCCUAUGAUCCAAAUCAGGCCUAUUAUGAUCAAAAUCAAGAUUCAGCGUACGCUCAACAGCAGGAACAAUUUUAUACUCAAGAUGAACAGUCAUAUAAUCAGGAUCAAUCGUACGCUCAGGAUUCAUCUUACAUUCAACAAGAUCAAGCAUAUAAUUCAAAUCAGCCUGGUGAUCAAAAUUACAAUUCGAAUGGAAAUUUAGAAAAUAAUUCAGAAAUUAGUGCUCAAGAGAAAAAGGUAAAUAAUUCAGAGGCUAAGAAAAAGGGUGCAAUCAAUUUGGAAUCAGAUACAGAGAGCACGAUUGAACGGAAUGCCUCGAAUACUGAAAGUGAUUUUGAUUUUAAUUAAUUCUACUAAUAUUUAUAGGUAAUUAGAUAUAAAUAGUGUUUUAAAAAAAAUAAUAGAGCUUCUUUUCAUUAAUAACACUGUGUUACGUAGUAAAAAAAAACUAAUAUCAAACUUUAAAAAAUGGUUAAUUCUGUGUAGACCUUUAAAUUUUUAUUUUAGAGCAAAAAAAAUUACUCUAGAAUAAAAAUUGUUUAAGUAAAAAAAAAUUUUGUUUUAAAAUGUCUAAAAUACAAA
Leptopilina boulardi is the source of this 3685-nucleotide messenger RNA. RefSeq lists its product as uncharacterized. The record is from RefSeq and is a predicted model, not a curated record. NCBI's taxonomy places the organism in Eukaryota, Metazoa, Arthropoda, Insecta, Hymenoptera, Figitidae. The transcript has 5 exons. The coding region runs from base 209 to 3451 and encodes 1080 amino acids.